Schistosoma intercalatum is the source of this 585-nucleotide messenger RNA. The record is from the annotation of a GenBank genome assembly. NCBI's taxonomy places the organism in Eukaryota, Metazoa, Platyhelminthes, Trematoda, Strigeidida, Schistosomatidae.
AUGGUUGAUCCAUUACCGUCUACAAGUCAAGCACAGCCCAGUAAGCCUUUUUCAGUGGACAUUAGAGAUUUUUUUGAAAGGAUAAUGAGACCCUGGCAUCUAACAUCCUGGAAUCAAGUUGAAGAGGCCAUAGAUCUUUUGCAGAAAAUGACCUAUACACACUAUGUAGUUAGAGAAAGCAAAUUAAAUAAAGAAGAGCCUGGACUCCAUUACCACUAUGUUGUGUAUGUGUGCACUUUUGGCCACAAAAGAAAGCCUGAAGGUACUGGGCAAAGAGUUAAAGGAUCAAAAUUCACUGGCUGUAAAUCCAUGUUUAGAAUCAGAUAUGAGCAUAACAGAUAUAUAAUACCGGCUUCUAAAACAGUGCACAACCAUCCGUGCGACAGGGAAUAUUUAACAAACGACCCUUGGUCGAGAAAGCUCAACCAAGACCAGUUGCAAGUUCUAACCCCGAUGAUCACAGUUGGUUCAGAACCAAAUGAAAUAAUUAAAUAUGUUGAUGAAACCUUCAACAAAACCAUCACGUUCAACGAUUAUAAAAAUCUCCGACACAAAGUUGCUAAAAGUAAGUUUCCGUAUAGUUGA